UCUUUUCCUAUUGGACAAAACAUUCUUCACGAAAGCCUCAUUCCUACUGCAUUGGACUUAGCCUCAAAGAAAAAGCUACGAGUUCUUCAUGAGAAGUUGAAAUAUGUUAAAACCAUGAUCAAAGAGGAAGAAGUUGUUCUUAGUCGAUUCCGACAAGAUACUUAG
Molecule: messenger RNA, 165 nt
Organism: Dovyalis caffra
Lineage: Eukaryota; Viridiplantae; Streptophyta; Magnoliopsida; Malpighiales; Salicaceae
Source: the annotation of a GenBank genome assembly